UGAAUACGGGCCGCCCGGUAAUGCGAGUCCUCUUCCACCGUCGGAUUAGAGCCGAGGGAGCACGCAAAGACUCGAUUAUCGAGCGAUAAAACGCCAUAAAACACACCACGCCAACAUGAGCGGACUGCAGUGCCUCGCCUCCGAGAACAUCUGGUUCGACAAGCACCGCUACGACGAGGCGGAGAGACGCUUCUACGAGGGCGCCAAUGGCCCCGCCCCCCAGCACCAGUCGUCCUCACAUGGAGGAGAUCAGGAGCUGGUGUCCCGCAUGAAGACCCUGGAGCUGGAGAACCAAACCCUACACAAAGUGGUGCAGGACAUGAGGGCGGCGCUGCAGAAGCUGGAGUCCAGAGUGGCCUUCCUGGAGAAAUCUCCCUCAGCAGCAGCCGUCCCCUCUUCUAAGGCUGCUCCGACCCAGCAGGUGAGGGUGGAGAACGGCGACGACGACGAGGAUGACGACGAUGACAUGGACCUGUUCGGCAGUGACGAGGACGACGAAGAGACGGCGCGCCUCAAGCAGGAGCGUGUGGACGCGUACGCAGCCAAGAAGGCCAAGAAGCCCGCCCUCAUCGCCAAGUCGUCGAUCCUGCUGGACGUUAAGCCCUGGGACGACGAGACGGACAUGGCCAAGCUGGAGGAGUGCGUGCGCUCGGUGCAGGUGGACGGGCUCCUGUGGGGGGCGUCCAAGCUGCUGCCCGUCGGCUACGGCAUCAAGAAGCUGCAGAUCAACUGCGUGGUGGAGGACGACAAAGUGGGCACAGACCUCCUGGAGGAGGAGAUCACCAAGUUUGAGGACUACGUCCAGAGCGUGGACGUCGCCGCCUUCAAUAAGAUCUGAGCUCCGUCUUCUCCACCUGCUCCACCAAAGCGUUGCUGCUGCUCGCGGCUCACACGGUUAAUAAAAAGCAAAGUUUUGAGCACAAAAAUCCGCCUGGCCUUGAUUCCUCCUGCGGUU
This is a messenger RNA of Salarias fasciatus (jewelled blenny), 955 nucleotides long. RefSeq names its product eukaryotic translation elongation factor 1 delta a (guanine nucleotide exchange protein) (gene eef1da). Bases 116 to 838 code for a protein of 240 amino acids. Gene Ontology annotation, biological process: translational elongation. NCBI's taxonomy places the organism in Eukaryota, Metazoa, Chordata, Actinopteri, Blenniiformes, Blenniidae. The transcript is spliced from 7 exons. Gene Ontology annotation, molecular function: guanyl-nucleotide exchange factor activity; translation elongation factor activity. The record is from RefSeq and is a predicted model, not a curated record. Gene Ontology annotation, cellular component: cytosol; eukaryotic translation elongation factor 1 complex.